AUGGCCCCCAAAAAGAAGACUGUCAGAAAGAACAAAGGAGAAAUCAAUGAGAUGACCAUAAUUGUAGAAGACAGCCCCCUAAGCAAACUAAAUGCUUUGAAUGCGAUCCUAGAGGGAGGCAAUGGCCUUAGCUGCAUUUCUUCUGAAUUAACAGAUGCUUCUUAUGGCCCCAACCUCUUGGAAGGUUUAAGCAAAAUGCGCCAAGAGAGCUUCCUUUGCGACUUAGUCAUUGGCACCAAAACCAAAUCCUUUGAUGUUCACAAGUCAGUGAUGGCUUCAUGCAGUGAGUACUUUUACAACAUCCUAAAAAAAGACCCAUCUACUCAAAGGGUGGAUCUCAAUGAUAUCUCACCGCUGGGCCUGGCCACUGUCAUUGCAUAUGCCUACACCGGAAAGCUGACUCUCUCCCUGUACACAAUAGGAAGCAUUAUUUCUGCUGCUGUUUAUCUUCAGAUCCAUACCCUUGUAAAGAUGUGCAGUGAUUUUCUGAUACGAGAGAUGAAUGUUGAGAACUGUAUGUACAUUGCUAACAUUGCUGAGACGUACUCUCUGAAAAAUGCAAAAGCAGCAGCCCAAAAAUUUAUCCGGGAUAACUUCCUUGAAUUUGCAGAGUCAGAUCAAUUUAUGAAACUUACAUUUGAGCAAAUUAACGAACUCCUUAUAGAUGACGACUUACAGUUGCCUUCUGAAAUAGUAGCAUUCCAGACUGCUAUAAAAUGGUUAGAAUUUGACCAAAAGAGAAUGAAAUAUGCUGCAGAUCUUUUGAGCAAUAUUCGCUUUGGUACCAUCUCUGCACAAGACCUGGUCAAUUAUGUUCAGUCUGUACCAAGAAUGAUGCAAGAUGCUGAUUGUCACAAACUUCUUGUGGAUGCUAUGAAUUACCACUUACUUCCGUAUCAUCAAAACACAUUGCAGUCUAGGCGCACGAGGAUCCGCGGGGGCUGCCGGGUCCUCAUCACUGUUGGGGGACGCCCAGGCCUUACUGAGAAAUCCCUUAGUAGAGACGUCUUGUAUAGAGACCCUGAAAAUGGAUGGAGCAAGCUUACAGAGAUGCCCGCCAAGAGUUUUAAUCAGUGCGUGGCUGUGAUGGAUGGAUUUCUCUAUGUGGCUGGUGGUGAAGACCAGAAUGAUGCAAGAAAUCAAGCCAAACAUGCAGUCAGCAAUUUCUGCAGGUACGAUCCCCGCUUCAACUCCUGGAUCCACCUGGCCAGCAUGACCCAGAAGCGCACGCACUUCAGCCUGAGCGUGUUCAACGGGCUCCUUUACGCCGUGGGCGGCCGCAACAUAGAGGGCAGCCUGGCCUCCAUGGAGUGCUACGUGCCCUCCACCAACCAGUGGCAGCCGAAGACGCCCCUGGAGGUGGCGCGCUGCUGCCACGCCAGCGCGGUCGCCGACGGCCGGGUGCUGGUGACCGGCGGCUACAUCGGCAACGCGUAUUCGCGCUCCGUGUGCGCCUACGACCCGGCCGGCGACUCGUGGCAGGAGCUGCCGAGCAUGAGCACGCCCCGCGGCUGGCACUGCGCGGUCACGCUGGGCGACAGGGUGUAUGUGAUGGGGGGCAGCCAAGUGGAUGCGCGCGGGGAGCGCGUGGACGUGCUGGCCGUGGAGUGCUACAGCCCCGCCACCCGCCAGUGGAGCCACGCGGCGCCGCUGCCGGUGGGAGUGAGCACCGCGGGCGCCUCGGCGCUGCUCGGCCGCGCCUACCUGGUGGGCGGCUGGAACGAGGGCCAGAAGAAGUACAAGAAGUGCAUCCAGUGCUUCCACCCCGAGCUCAACGAGUGGACGGAGGACGACGAGCUGCCCGAGGCCACCGUGGGCGUGUCCUGCUGCACCCUCUCCAUGCCCAACCACGUGACCCGGGAGUCCCGAGCCAGCUCGGUGUCCUCCGUGCCUGUCAGUAUCUGA
Molecule: messenger RNA, 1905 nt
Organism: Eptesicus fuscus (big brown bat)
Lineage: Eukaryota; Metazoa; Chordata; Mammalia; Chiroptera; Vespertilionidae
Gene: KLHL31
Product: kelch like family member 31
Exons: 2
Coding region: 1-1905 (634 amino acids)
Biological process (GO): negative regulation of protein phosphorylation
Cellular component (GO): nucleus; cytoplasm
Molecular function (GO): protein binding
Source: RefSeq, a predicted model, not a curated record